AUGAAUAACGAGAACGAGAACAAAAGAGAGGACUCAGAGUACGAGGAAGAGAUUAACAAACUCUCCAUCGGUGAUAUCGACGCGAUUUUCUCCUCCGCGGCGGCGAAAGAAAACUCCGAGGACAUCGAGGACGUCCUCAAGAGAGAGUUGCGCUUGAGAGCGAAAAUAGACGAAGCGGAGAAAAAACUCGAAGAAGGUCGAGAAAAAUUAAACGAGAUGGCAACGAAGAAGAAAGAAGAGCUCGAUCGGGAGAUGAAUUUGAUGCAAGAUAAGAACUCGCUGGAGUUUGGAUUAAUCGCGAGCGAUUUAGACGCGGAGUUGAAGAAAAUGGCCGAGGAGAGCGAGAUCGCGAAGAAGAGAAACGAAGCGCUGAAGGAAGAGUUGAGACAGAUGGCGGAGGAGUUGGCGAGAGGGACGAGCCGAGCGUCGAGGAGAGAGAAAGGGGUGAACGCCAUCGACGUGGAUAGGAAGAAAGAGAAACAGGUGAAUCCGUUGACGAGGAAGUUAGCGGACGAGGAAGCGAUGAACACGGACGAGAAGAUGAAGAAGACGUUGGCGGAGACGCAACGAGGCGCGACGUUUUUUUUGCUAAAGCUGUUGUUAGGGAUCGUCGUGAUUUUUGAACUGGCGAGAGGUGAGUUUGCGGUCAGUUCUGCGCUGGCUGCCGCGCUCGCGCUGGUCUUUUACCAGAGCGAAGCGGAGAAGGCGAACGAAGGGCCCUCGGAAUAA
Messenger RNA from Bathycoccus prasinos, 729 nucleotides. RefSeq lists its product as hypothetical. The coding region runs from base 1 to 729 and encodes 242 amino acids. The record is from RefSeq and is a predicted model, not a curated record. NCBI's taxonomy places the organism in Eukaryota, Viridiplantae, Chlorophyta, Mamiellophyceae, Mamiellales, Bathycoccaceae. The transcript has a single exon.